Caenorhabditis elegans is the source of this 1419-nucleotide messenger RNA. It is a transcript of the gene clec-168, whose product is annotated as C-type lectin domain-containing protein. The record is from RefSeq and is marked reviewed. NCBI's taxonomy places the organism in Eukaryota, Metazoa, Nematoda, Chromadorea, Rhabditida, Rhabditidae. The transcript is spliced from 9 exons. Gene Ontology annotation, molecular function: carbohydrate binding. The coding region runs from base 1 to 1419 and encodes 472 amino acids.
AUGUUUCUUCAAUUGAUUCUUUUUCUUUUAUCAGCUUCUCAUGCAGAUAGUGAUUGUAUUGACAUUGAGGAUAAAGAGAUUGGAGGAUUAUGCUACAAAUUCGUGAAUUUAUCCAUGGAAUUCUAUGAUGCUCGUAAAUGGUGUCACUACCAGAGUCCAGUCCCUUCAUAUUUGGCAUAUGUUCCUGAUCUAUCCACUAGUAACUUCUUGGCUACUUACGCCCGUGCUGCAUUCGAAACCAAUCGUUUUUGGAUCGGCUUGAGCAGAUUCGAUUAUUUCGAUCCCUAUUUAUGGGAUAAUGGAAGACCGGUUACUUACACUAACUUUGGUACCGGUACAGGAAAUUUUGUCGCUGAACACACGCUUAACGGAAAAUGGUAUCUCUAUGGAAAUGGUGCAAAGAAUGUUUUCGUGUGCAGUUACGAUCCUGCUGCUCCACCAACUUUCCCUCCACCAUUUAUUUUGACGACUCGACAAAGUACUAUAACAAGCGCAAAUUCUUGUCAACCAGGCGGGCCUAUAAGUUUUUUAUUCGCGUACUCGAAUGAUCUGGAUCCACAAGUGGUAAAGGAUUCAUGGGAUUUGAGCAAUAUCGAUGAUUAUUCCGGGUACUCGGUAUAUGCAAUCGCAAAAUUCGAUGUGCUUGAAGAAGAGGACAUUGUGUACUUUUUGGAUAAAAAACUUGCUACGACAUAUGUGCACUCGCAUCUCUCAAACUCGAGUCUAGGAUUUAACGGCACCACUACAGGUAGCGACAGCUUACGAAUCAUUGAAAAGUUCUUCAACAAUAAAGAUGUCACCGUUUGCGGAUCAGUUUGCCUUAUUCUUGAAAAACGUUACCCCAAUGAUGAGGACAUUUCGAAGACAGUUUCACUUGUUCGGUAUUAUCAUGGAAUCGUUUACGCCGUUUCUUCCAUUAAUCCAUCAGGAGGGACUCAGUCCAAAGCAAUAUACAAUCUGACGUCUAGAACUAAUGGAAUAUGUAAUUUUGGAACCGAUUACUAUGCUGGAAAGUUGGUGACUUCGGUGCCAAUGUUUUAUCCACCAUACCCAAUUUAUUGUGCAAAUGUGCUAGUCUCUGGGCAAAACAUUACGGAGCUGCCUUCAAUGUACGUUCCACAGUCAAUAAUGUAUUAUACGGUGUUUGCGUCGGUGGAAGAUCACGGACCUCUUGAUAAUUUCCAGUCAUUUGAUUUUUCAUGGUUCAAUAGCGAUGAGCCACGCUACAUUCAACACUUGCAAUCUAACUCGACUGUCAUGGAUGGGGUUACGUCCUCUGGCGUGUACUAUAUAGCUCCGGAGAUCUAUACCAUGAAAGUACAGUAUAACUACACAAACAAAAUGGAACAAGCAAUGCAAGUCAGGGUAUACACUUAUGACGGAGAAAAUUCUGCGGAUUGGAUUCCAUACUGUGAUUAA